CAGAAUAUAUCUCCCAACAUGAAGUACGCUUACGCCAUCGCUGCUGCUGUACCAGUCGUCCUCGCUGAACUCCACGACGUCACUGUUGGUGAUGAUCGGCAGCUUCAGUUCGACCCUCAAGUUGUGACUGCGGCAGUGGGUGAUCAAGUCCGCUUUACGUUCUACCCAGAUCACGACGUAGCUCAAGGCGCCUUUUCGAGCCCUUGCACACCUAGCGAUGGUGGCUUCUACAGUGGCAGAUUGAACUUCACGGACAAUACAAACCUCGAUGCAGAGGCUACGCAGCAGUUCACCAUUGACGUGACCAACACGGACCCAAUCUGGUAUUACUGCACGACUGCGCAACAUUGCCAGAGUGGCAUGGUUGGCGGAAUCAAUAUCCCGUAUGAACCACUUUUGUAUGCUCUGCAUCACAUGAUUGACAGAUUGAUAGAUCAGACGGUGAUAACACCAUCGACGCGUACUCUUCGGCAGCUGCGACAGCACCAAGAAAUGUACGACCCGAGGGAGCGAUGGUAGCUGGCGGCAUGUUGUCUGACAACGACGAGGCAGACAAUCCGUCAGUAACACCUAGCCCAUCAGCUAUACCCAGCCCAUCAGAAAUGCCUACUCCUGCAGCCUCAGGCUCAGGCACCCCGAGUGGAACAGAGGCAGCGCCAAGCGCGACUUCAAAUGCGGCCACUGCUGCCAAUGGGCAGGUUGGAACGUCAACCUUCCUUGCACUGUUUGCCGGUGUCGUUGCGUGGUUUUUGUAGAGCGUAAGAUGCCCAACGGGGUUAUAGAAGCUGGGGUAUUAUACACCGAAACCGCGGGACUUUGGAGGUAUUAUAUUUGCCGGAGAGCCGCAGGGGACGGUACGACUCGGCACGAUAUACCGGAGCCAUGGUCACCGGUGUAUCGGAACGGAGUACAAGUUCUUUUGCGCAGUAAAGAGACCUGUCUAUAUCGUUUUGGUACACGACAAUGACAAUCAAUAAAGUAUUUCCAUCCCAUUACA
Molecule: messenger RNA, 997 nt
Organism: Pseudovirgaria hyperparasitica
Lineage: Eukaryota; Fungi; Ascomycota; Dothideomycetes; Acrospermales; Acrospermaceae
Exons: 1
Coding region: 19-519 (166 amino acids)
Source: RefSeq, a predicted model, not a curated record